AUGCUAUUGAAGAAAGAAGUGCCUACACAACAUUUGAAGGCAGUGCAAAGACUCUUCACAUUAAAAUGGAAACUCAUCAGGGAGUCCAGAGCCAGAUGGGCUAAGAACCUCAGCGACAACAGUGGUAACGUGACUGUUGCACAAAUGACUGCUAGUGAAGGUCUGCUGUGUGCUAUUGGCUGGUUCAUAGCCCACAGAGACAGUCCCAGCUCAGCUCCGUGUCCCGCAGGCGCCGUCACCGAAGUCAAAACGGACAUCUACGUGACCAGCUUCGGGCCGGUGUCCGACGUGGAGAUGGAAUACACAAUGGAUGUCUUCUUUCGGCAGACAUGGACUGAUGAGAGGUUAAAGUUUACUGGGCCAACUGAAAUUUUGAAAUUGAACAAUUUAAUGGUCAGUAAAAUUUGGACACCAGACACAUUUUUUAGAAAUGGAAAAAAAUCAAUUGCUCAUAAUAUGACAACUCCUAACAAACUUUUCAGAAUUAUGCAGAAUGGAACUGUUCUUUACACAAUGAGACUAACCAUUAAUGCUGAUUGUCCUAUGCGGUUGGUGAACUUCCCUAUGGAUGGACAUGCUUGUCCAUUGAAGUUUGGAAGCUAUGCUUAUCCAAAAAGUGAAAUAAUUUACACAUGGAAAAAAGGACCCCUGCAUUCGGUAGAAGUACCACAGGAGUCUUCCAGUCUCCUCCAGUAUGACCUCAUAGGACAAACUGUAUCUAGUGAAACAAUUAAAUCUAACACAGGUGAAUAUGUAAUCAUGACCGUUUAUUUCCAUUUGCAAAGGAAGAUGGGCUACUUCAUGAUACAGAUAUAUACUCCAUGCAUUAUGACAGUCAUUCUUUCUCAGGUGUCUUUCUGGAUUAACAAGGAGUCUGUUCCAGCCAGAACAGUUUUUGGUGAAUAUUCACUUCAGCUGCUCUAUUUCCAUCUUCAAAGGAAAAUAGGCUACUAUCUCAUUCAGACAUACAUUCCAUGCAUCAUGACUGUAGUCCUGUCUCAAGUUGUGUUUUGGAUCAACAAAGAAUCUGUUCCAGCAAGAACCGUGGCUGGAAUCACUACAGUUCUAACAAUGACCACUUUAAGCAUCAGCGCACGCCAUUCUUUGCCCAAGGUGUCCUAUGCUACCGCCAUGGAUUGGUUCAUAGCUGUGUGCUUUGCCUUUGUCUUCUCUGCACUUAUUGAGUUUGCAGCUGUCAACUACUUUACCAAUCUUCAGACUCAGAGAGCGAUGAGGAAGGCAGCCAGGGCAGCAGCACUGGCAGCAGCACUAUCAGCAGCAACUGUACCGGCAGAGGACGAGAUUGUCUCGCAUUCUGACUCCAACUGUAACCUGAAGAAGCGAGUAAACACCAUAACAUCUCAGGCAGAUCUGUCUCCUGAAGCCAGCAUAAUAACAAAUAGUGCACCCCAGUGUCAACCACUGUCUGUUCCUCCACCAGCCCCCCCCCCACCACCUCCUAUUGGAGGCACAAGUAAAAUAGACCAGUAUUCUAGGAUCCUCUUUCCAGUGGCAUUUGCAGGAUUCAACCUCGUGUACUGGGUCGUUUAUCUUUCAAAAGACACAAUGGAAUUUUUUGAACCUACUGCAAUGCAUCUUCGAAAUGCCCAUCAGUCCAACUGAAGAACAGCUCAAGGUUUCAAAAAAAUCAAUGGAGGUCAUGCAGGGCUGAAGGGACUUCACAGGAUUUGUCUAUCCACAGGUGCUCUCAAUUUUAAAACAGGAAAUAUUUAUAUUGGACAUCACCUGGAAACAAACUCUGGACAAAUUAAAAAGAUAGAAAUAGCACAAGGUUCUAACAAUACUUUUGUUAAGAUUUCUUACCUUGACUCUACUAUAAAAGGUUUUGUUAAAUUAUUUUGUUCAGUUGUUAAAGAAAAUAAUGUGCAUUUGUUCUAAUUCUGUUAUAAACAAUUGAAUGUUUACACUGAUAUAAAACAUCAAUAACAGGAUUAUUUUUAAAAAAUACAAUAAGAAUUGCUAAAAUAAGCCUGAUGCUGAACUGGUAUAACUUGCCAUCUUUCACUGCAAGGUUAGGAGCUGCACUGAUUUGCAGCACUUAAAAUUGACCCAAAAUAAUGUUAAGAAAUCCUGUGAAAGGGAGUCACAAUCCCAUCAUAUUUUCAUAACCCUUUCAUAGAAAAGAUGUGAUGAAUUCUGGUUUUCUUUAAUUUCAUUUUCAUCUCUUUUAAUUUGAGAUAAUAUUUAUGAACAACAAGAUAUAAGAUAAAAGGAAAUAGAAACUAUUGUUAAUGUACUUUAGCUAGUGAGUUAUGAUAGUGUAACUUUGUGGAGAAUGACCAUGGAAGUACAACCAGACUAAUAAGCAAUUUCUUGGCAGGAUCUAGAAAUGCAGGACUGACAUGUCAGGGUGUUUUUAAGGUCUAAAGAUGAAUAGACGGAAAGUUGCAGCUCCCCAUCAAGCUAAACACAAACUUCCAGCUCUAGGAACUUCCUCGAAGCAAGUCUUCAUAGGGAACAAGCUGAUUCUACUGAGCUGCCUAUAGCAAACUCCCUAGAACUUAUUUCUAGAGGCAAAGUACUGUCAGCAUAUCCAGAGUUUAAAUGUAAUAUUUUAAUUUAUUUGUCACUCUCAACAGAAGCAGUCACAGGAUUUCUUUCUCAUAUUUCAGAGUCACCUAUUAUUUAAAUUAUUGUAUAUACAUUUUUCAUCUCCAUCACCCUUCUUAAGAAUGUAAUUAGGAAAGAUAUGCCUAAUCAAAUCAAACCCAAGCCAGCUUUGUUGCAGGUGUAAUGGAUGUGGGUGGGAAUCAAAAGCACACAAAGAAGUUUUACAUGCAGCCAAAUAAAAAUUAAGGACACCUAUCUUGAAAUUAAUUUUACUAAAUUAAAAUGAAAUAAAUUUUAACAGAAAUAUUAAAUGCUGCAUUGACUCAGGAAAUUCAGGAUCUUUUGCUUUGUCUAAACAAAAUGUUAGUCACUCUAGAAAAUAUUUAGGGACUAACUAAUUGACUCCAGUAAGUUGUCUGCUGCUUUAUUGUCACUAUAACAAUUUUAAUUAUGUGAUGACCUAUGUGCAGUUGUUUUCCUGCUAUUUCAAGAGAGGUAUAUAGCUUUUACUAGUGUGAUAGCUGGAUUGAACAUGUGAAAUCAGUUUUUGUGCUCCUUGUCCUUUAACUCUGAAGAGCUUAGAUGGGGACAAUUUAAGUAGAUUCAAGUCAAUAAUAACUAUUGUUUGCACAGAAAUGUCAUGUUUGCAGUUUGCUUUUCCUGACGCUGCAGGCUGGCACACUUGGUUGUAUUUGUAAGUGCACUGAAUUCUUUCUUCAUUUUGCUUUGAAACUAAAAUUAUGACAAUUUUUCCCAUUUUCAGUUUUUAUAAUACUAUUUUUUAAAAAAAUUAAAAUAUGGACAUUGGGCAAGUAUUUUAUAAUUAGUAAAUACAUCUUACUUUGCAAAAAAAUAUGCUAUAGGGAUCCAGAGGUUAUUUUCAGUAUAACUAUGCUCAUUCUUGCUUCACUGACUAAUUUUCUAUUUUGAGUACAUUAAUAUCUGUAGUUUUCAGCAUACUUUGAAAUUGGUUUAUGCACAAAAUGAAAAUGUUUAAAAGCUAUGGGUAAACAACACUGAAGAAGCUAAAUUUUUUAUCUGAUCUUUGUUUAAAAGAAAUCUAAACAUGCAUUUUAUAGCAGAUGCAGAGAGUUACUAAACAGUCACUAUUUCCUUGGAGUAUUUAAAGGUAUAAAAUAGUGAUUAGGAAACUAUAUCAGCACCUUAAAAAUUUGCUUAGCAGCUCUUGGUAGUCAACAGCAUAUUUCAACAUGACCACAAAGACUGCUUAUCUUUUUUAAAGGAGCUUUUUUUGUAGAGAAGAUAAGGGUUGGUUCUCCACAUCUGUUUGAAUGGUAGGAAGGGAAUAUGUUUUUUUUCCUAUUACCUGCUUUGUAGAGACACAGGUGAAGCCAAUAAUAACGUUAAUACUGUCAAGUUAUAUCUUAGGAUAAAUGUAAAUACUUACAAUUAACAUCAGUUCUUAACAGUCCUGGUUAUGGUCAAACACUAACCAGACAAACAAUACAGUAAAAAGAACAGAUAAUAGAAAAGGUUCCUUUAUAUGUAUGUAUUUAUGUAUGCAUAUAUACAUAUGUAUCUCUGUAGAAAAUAUAAAUAUUUCUCUACUUAAUACAAAUUUAAAGGAAAUUAGGAGAUAUGGGUUUCUUCUAGUAUUUCUGACUGUAUUGCAAUUGGAAGAGGAGGAGCUAAGGUUGAGAUAAGAUGAGAAUAUGUACAUGUAAAACAGGACACUGUGGGGGAGAAGACAGGCUAUUGAGCUAUCAUACUCUGGUAAUACAUUAUUCAACACUGACCUAACUUUCUAUGUAUUCUGGUAGAAAGGAUACUCUGGUUUUAGCCCACAGAGCCCUCAAAGGGACAGAGUGUAGCUUAAAUUCAUCUUUAGCAUGUUCUGCUUGAUCAGAGGUACAAAAAAUAGAACUAAGAACACAAUUACAGAAUUAUGUCAUACUAUAAGAGAAACCUCAAUUAUAUAUUAGUCUUUUUGAUCUGGGUUUUUCUACUCCCCUCCCCCUACAUUGUUUUUCAUGAUUUCUAAACCAAAUAAAAAUUGAACAGUUUUAAGAUACAGAAACUAUGCAGUGGCACACUAGAUCAGCCCUGAGAUCAUCUGCUACUGUGUUCAUAGUUCUCACCAGAAGCUAAAGCAAGAGUUGAAUAAACCCCAGAAAUGUGAAGAUCAAAGUCCUCCACUCUUUUGAUACAGCGUGCUGUCCAGUGUUUUGAUAUUUUGAUGCAUCCUGUCAUGUUACUGAUGCAAGGCCUUUCUCUUGUACAUAUGCAAACAAAAUUCAGAGGUGACUUCAUUAUUGCUUAGUUCAUUACAUUCUUGUUUGUCUUGCAGCUCAUGACAAGAGCAUCAUUCCUCAUCUGCCUUCUUUACAGAAGUCAUUCUUGCAGGAUUUUCCUCUAAUCAGUAAGCAAUCAAAGCCUUUCAGCUCUCCACAUAAAUGCUGUCUGUCACCUGGCUUUGUGGAGAAACCUGUGAAAAAAAAAGUCCUUAUCCACAGUCAUAAUGAGUAGAGACUUGCGGAGUAAACUGUUCUGUUCUGCAUCUCUACUUCAACAAAAUUAUCAGUCAGCCACGGCUGGAGUGGUGCUUGUGUACAAAGAAUAAAGAUCCACAAUUCAUUUCCAGACAGCAGUUUGUUGCAAGUGAUAGCAAUUGAGUGUCAGCAAAGUAUAUUGGAAGCAGAAGUCAGUGACAGAACAUGAAUGAGACUCAGCCGUGCUUUCUGAGAUGCAAGUCUUAAAACAAAAUUUGACCAAGAGAAAUUAAAAAAUCCAAAUAAACCAAUAUCAUCCACACAGUUGUAAAGUAGGAAACAAAAUUCCAUGCAUUUUAAGAGUCCUUAAAAAAAACCAACAAACCAAACUAUUCUUAAUCCUGUCAAAAACCAAAAUAUAUGUGAUCUUUCAAACACAGAUGAGGAAAAAACCCUAAAUUGUAUAUAUAAUGUAGUUAUAUAAAAGUAAGACAACACAAGUCACUGCAGAACUUCAUAAACCAUGUAACAUGCAUUUUUGCUAAAUCACUUUGCAACACAUUUGGGUCAUUAAUAAAGAGAUCAUUAGUUCAUGAAAGCAUGAUGUGACCUCAAUUAUGACUAUAUUUUUUACUCCAUCAAUGAGUAAUCUCUAAUAGUUAUAAGAUACUAAAUUCUUUACUUGCCUUAAGGAGCAAAUAAGCCUCUUUAGGCCACAGAUAGUUAUAUAUUCAAGCAAUACUGCAAAGGUUUUUCUCCCCACAUCACACUUGCUUUGUUUAUAAUGCUUUCAUAGAGCAGAUAGAAAUAAGUUUUAUUUACUUCUAAAUAAAAACAGCUUAAAACUCUUUACUGAAAUACUUACAUCUGCUAUUCCUGUACAUUAAAAAAAACAUAAUUACUAUAACAAUGCCAGCUUUGCUUUGGUUAAAGUUAGGAAAUACCAACUGUUAGAAGCUGACUUUGGCAAUAGCAAAUGUUAGAAGCUGACUUUUCUAAGGUCUUUAAACUCAGUGUGCUGAUUUAAACUUCAUAGAGACAUGGUGUUCCCAGUGGGAGCUGUGGGAUUUAAAAGUGGGUUUUCACCAAAGAAGUCACAGGUUCUAUCUGCAUGUGAAAUAAAUCAUAGUAAAAGACAAAUACUAAAGCUCAAAUUAUAUCCUUUAUUGUUUGCUUUCAUCUUCCUUGUGUCUACCAAGUGAUCCGACUCAACCAGUAUUUAAGUCAAUGUAUAACAUUUGCAAUCUCAUCAGGAAAUUAAAGAAUUGUUAGCUCCAUAGAUGAGUCUGUGGUAAAGAUUGGAUUGUGAUGGUGAGACAGACUAGAAAUGAUCAGAAAUAGACUAGUUUAUCUAAAGAUUUGACUUUCACUGAAUUGAAUUUAUUUUAAAAAGCUUUGUAUGUACAAAGACAUGGGUUUGGGUCAAUAAAUGUAAUCAGUGUGCA
This is a messenger RNA of Athene cunicularia (burrowing owl), 6466 nucleotides long. RefSeq names its product gamma-aminobutyric acid type A receptor alpha6 subunit (gene GABRA6). Lineage: Eukaryota; Metazoa; Chordata; Aves; Strigiformes; Strigidae. Gene Ontology annotation, biological process: signal transduction; regulation of postsynaptic membrane potential; gamma-aminobutyric acid signaling pathway. The record is from RefSeq and is a predicted model, not a curated record. Bases 1 to 1623 code for a protein of 540 amino acids. Gene Ontology annotation, molecular function: GABA-A receptor activity; GABA-gated chloride ion channel activity; benzodiazepine receptor activity. The transcript is spliced from 10 exons. Gene Ontology annotation, cellular component: postsynapse; neuron projection; dendrite membrane.